AAAUCAUUCACAGAUUCACCAAAACCCCAGGGAAAAAAACCCUUAUAUAUUACUGUUUCUUCUUCAUCAGCUCUGUCUCUUUGGCAAUGGAUUUCCAAGUAGUGGUGUUAGCCGGUGGGAGUUCAAAGAAUUUAACUCCUCUUGUCUCCAAGGAAUUGCCUAAACCGCUGCUUCCGGUUGCCAACCGCCCUGUUCUUACCUACGUUUUGCACCAACUGGAACAAAGCAACCUUAAAGAUCUGAUUGUUGUGGUUGAAGGGGAAGAUGCUGCGCUUGUUGUUGGUGCUUGGAUUUCUGGGACUUUCAUUGAUCGUCUACACGUCGAGAUUGCUGCAGUCCCCGAGGACAUUGGAACAGCUGGAGCAAUUCGUGAAAUCUCACAUCACCUCACAACAAAAGACAUUUUGGUUGUGAGUGGUGAUCUUGUAUCUGAUGUUCCUCCUGGUGCAGUUGCUGCCACCCAUAGGCGACAUGAUGCAGCAGUGACUGCAACGCUUUGCUCUAUUCCUGUUAGUGGACCACUAGAGUCCGGAUCCUCUGUUGGAAAAGAUAAAGCCAAGAAAUUAGGACGAUACAACAUCAUCGGACUGGACCCUGGCAAACAGUUUUUAUUACACAUAGCAACAGGAGCUGAAAUUGAGAAAGAUGCUCGACUUCCAAAGCGCAUUCUCCGUGCAGUUGGCCAGAUGGAAAUUCGAUCGGACCUGAUGGAUGCUCAUAUGUAUGCAUUCAAGAGGUCUGUCCUGCAAGAAGUUUUAGAGCUAAAGGAUGCAUUUCAAAGCUUGAAAGAGGAUGUACUUCCUUAUCUUGUCCGGAGCCAGCUGAAAUCAGAGGCCUUAUCAAAUAGGACUCCGCAAGGAGAAGAAAAUGGGAACGAGAAGGUUACUUCCCUGAACAAUCAAGUAUUUGUCUCUCGAAUCCUUGCUAACGCAUCUAUCCCAAGCUUUCAUGACCGCAGUUCUGAGACUCCUGAUGGUUCUGCCCCUACUCGGAAAACCCAUAAAUGCUGUGCUUAUAUUGCAAGUAGCAGCAGUUAUUGCGUGCGCUUGAAUUCCAUUCAAGCAUUUAUGGACAUCAAUCGAGAUGUUACUGGUGAGGCGGAUCAUCUGCUGAGCGGCACAGAUCCCAAUAAUAACAUAGGUCCUUCACCAAAGCUUGGAACCAAAACUACUGUGGGGCCGCACAGCAUGCUGGGUGAAGGUUCGGAAGUCGGUGACAAAUGCCAAGUAAAACGGUCUGUUAUAGGCCGUCACUGCCGGAUAGGUUCCCAUGUGAAGGUUGUCAAUUCGGUUGUAAUGAAUCAUGUCACAAUCGGCGAUGGCUGUAUAAUACAGGGCUCUGUGGUUUGUAGCAAUGUACAGCUUCAAGACCGCGUUGUUUUGAAAGAUUGCCAAGUCGGGGCAGGUUUUGUCGUCACUGCCGGAAGCGAGUAUAAGGCAGAAUCUUUGGCUAGAAAAGAGAAAUGAGCGAAAGUUGUAUCCCCCGAAUUGCUCG
This is a messenger RNA of Hibiscus syriacus, 1494 nucleotides long. Its product is annotated as translation initiation factor eIF-2B subunit gamma-like. Bases 87 to 1466 code for a protein of 459 amino acids. Gene Ontology annotation, cellular component: guanyl-nucleotide exchange factor complex; eukaryotic translation initiation factor 2B complex. Gene Ontology annotation, biological process: cytoplasmic translational initiation; biosynthetic process. The record is from RefSeq and is a predicted model, not a curated record. Gene Ontology annotation, molecular function: translation initiation factor activity; guanyl-nucleotide exchange factor activity. NCBI's taxonomy places the organism in Eukaryota, Viridiplantae, Streptophyta, Magnoliopsida, Malvales, Malvaceae. The transcript has 13 exons.